AUGUUGCCGUCCAUCUUCCGCCGGCGCCAUGAGCCGGAGGAGAUCACUCCGAUCCCCGGCCCUCUGGAGCAAGAUCUGCCCGGCAUGCAACACCUUCAGCAUCUCCAGCAGUUUGAAAAGGCACACAAGCUCGACCCCAACCUGCCCAUCGACGACCUCAACGAUGUCGACGCUGCUAUUGCGACUGGCAAUGCCGAGAAGGGCAUCGAGAUUGAGCAUGCGCUCAUGGAAGACAACAGUCCUUAUCCCGAGGUGCGAGCUGUUGUUCGAAACUACGAUGUCGACGUCCCUGCCAACACCAUCCGCGCCUGGGUCAUCGGCUUGGUUCUCUGCACCGUCGGCUCUGGAGUCAACAUGCUCUUCUCGCUUCGCAACCCGAGCGUCGCCAUCACGACGUAUGUCAUCCAGCUCAUCGCCUAUCCCAUCGGUCGCGGCUGGGAUUUGAUCAUGCCCGACAAGGAAUGGAAUCUGUUUGGCAUCAAGUUCAACCUCCGGCCCGGCAAGUUCAACCACAAGGAGCACGUCAUCAUCGUUGCCAUGUCCAACGCUGCCUAUGGCGGUGGUGUGCUCUAUGCGACCGACGUCUUGCUUGCCCAGCGCCUCUUUUAUAAGCAGGAUUUCGGCUGGGCGUUUCAGCUUCUUUUCGGCAUCACUACCCUGUGUACUGGAUACGGCCUCGCUGGCUUGGCCCGUCGCUUCUUGGUUUGGCCUGCCGCCAUGAUCUGGCCCGCCGACCUGGUCAACGUCGCCCUCUUCUACAGCUUGCACGACCACUCGCCAUCGGAUCCAUCAAAGACCAACGGCUGGUCCAUCGGCCGCUACAAGCUCUUCCUCAUCGUCGGGUUCGGCGCAUUCAUCUGGUUCUGGUUCCCCGGCUGGAUCUUCAAGGGCUUGUCCUCCUUUGCGUGGGUUUGCUGGAUUGCCCCAAACAACGUCGUCGUCCAGAAGAUCUUUGGUCCCUCCCACGGAUACGGAUUGAUGCCCACCUCCUUCGACUGGUCUGUUUACAGCGGCUUCCUGGGCUCGCCCCUGAUCCCUCCUUUCCAUGCCAUCGCCAACGUGCUCGGUGGCAUCAUCGUCUUCUUCGUCGUCAUCUCCAUGGGUAUUCACUUUAGCGGCACCUGGUAUUCCGAUUACUUCCCCGUCCAAUCUUCCGAGUCAUACGACAACCUUGGCCAGGUCUACAACGUUUCGCGAAUCCUCGGAAACGACUUGAAUUUCAAUGAGACGGCGUAUAAAGAGUACUCGCCCUUGUUCUUGCCGACCCAGUUUGCUCUCGCCUAUGCUCUGUCGUUUGCUGCCGUUGCCGCCGUGCUCAUCCACGUUGCUCUCUACCACGGCAAAGAGAUCUGGGGUCAGUUCAAGCUGGCCCGUCACCAGGAGGAUGAUGUCCACAUGCGGUUGAUGAAGAAGUACCGAGAUGCGGAGGAUUGGUGGUAUGCGGCGCUGUUCGUUGGCAUGGUUGCCAUUUCCUUCGGCAUCGUCGCUGGCUGGGAUACCGGCUUCCCUGUGUGGGCUUAUGUCGUCUGCCUACUGCUUCCGAUUGUAUGGCUCAUUCCCAUUGGCAUCAUCCAGGCCAUCACCAACAUCCAGCUCGGUCUCAACGUCCUCACCGAGUUCAUCAUUGGAUACAUGGUCCCCGGCCGGCCUCUUGCCAUGAUGAUGUUCAAGAAUUAUGGCUACAUCUCCAUGGCGCAGGCGUUGUACUUUGCCCAGGACCUGAAGCUUGGCCACUACAUGAAGGUGCCGCCUCGUGUCAUGUUCACUUCCCAGCUGUUGGCCUCCGUGUGGUCGGCCAUUGUGCAGAUUGCCGUCAUGAACUGGGCUCUGGGCCACAUCCCCAACGUCUGUGAUUUGGACCAAGAGAACAACUAUACGUGUCCCGGUGGCCGCGUCUUCUACACGGCCUCAAUCAUCUGGGGCGCCAUUGGUCCCGCUCGCAUCUUUAGCCACGGAGCUCUCUAUGCCUCCCUGCAAUGGUUCUGGCUUGUUGGAGCCAUCACGCCCGUUGCCACUUGGCUGCUGGCUCGCCGCUGGCCCAAGUCUUUCUGGCGCUAUGUCAGCUCCCCCGUCAUUUUCGGAGGCACCGGCCUGCUCCCUCCCGCGACUGUCAACAUCUAUCUCUGCUGGGGAAUUGCCGGCAUCGUUUUCAACUACUUCAUCAGGCGGCGAUACACCGGCUGGUGGCUGCAGUACAACUACAUUCUCUCGGCGGCGCUGGACUGCGGUCUCAUCAUAUCCACGUUGCUCAUCUUCUUCACCCUGUACUUGACCAACAUGAACAGUCCCAGAUGGUGGGGCAACGAUGGCGCCGUGCAAACCAUGGAUUUCCAAGGUACUGCAAUCUCCAAGCACGUACUUCCUGGUCAGAAAAUUGGACCGGCGCAGUGGCCUUAG
This is a messenger RNA of Trichoderma aggressivum f. europaeum, 2397 nucleotides long. RefSeq lists its product as uncharacterized. Bases 1 to 2397 code for a protein of 798 amino acids. The transcript is spliced from 4 exons. The record is from RefSeq and is a predicted model, not a curated record. Gene Ontology annotation, cellular component: plasma membrane. Gene Ontology annotation, biological process: transmembrane transport. NCBI's taxonomy places the organism in Eukaryota, Fungi, Ascomycota, Sordariomycetes, Hypocreales, Hypocreaceae. Gene Ontology annotation, molecular function: oligopeptide transmembrane transporter activity.